AUGCCGUUGAACGACGAUUACGGCGCGACAUUCCUCGUCGUUCACGGCGAAGAAUUGGGUUUAGAGAAGAAGAUGACGAUGGUCGAGAAGAAGAAAAAAGUUCUCCUCUUGCCGACGAUUCCAAACGUCCAAUCCUUGCGCUCGGGUAUGCACGACGACAUCGUGAAACGCGCGUUUUUCGGCAAAAACGCCCCGGGUGUUCUCUUCGUCAAAGGGCUGAAAGGGUUCCAAGAAGUGAGAGAGAAAAGUUUAAGACGCUUGGCCGAAUGCGCGACAUCGACAAAGAAGACGAAGAAAGAAGACGAAAAAGAAGACGUGUUCUUACGCAACUCAAAAACGUAUUCGAAAGAACAUCCCGAGAUCGAGCGAAGCACGCUCGCGGAGUUUGCGAAUAAACGGUUGUCGAUGGACGUGAACGGGGAGUGCGAGGACGAGGGCGAGGACGGGUUCGAUUUGCGAAGAGAGUUGGAAAAGUUAAGGGAUUUCGCGGACGUCGUGAGUCGAGCGACGUUGCCGAGACUCGAUGCGAUUUUAAACUCGAACGAGAAAGAGGAUAAGACUAGGAGACCGUCGAGGAUGGAGAGGAACUUUUUUAACGACGCGUUGCGUUCGGAGGCUUCGUUGGAUCAUUUUCACGUGUACGCGAGUAGCGAGGAUUCGUCAUCGUCGAGUUCCUCCGAAAAGAAUGUAAGAGUAAAUAAAAGCGAGAAAGCGCAAGGGAAGCACGAACACACCGACGUUGGUGUUGCUAUCGUGAUGACUCCGGCGUGGGUGAACGGGAAAGACGACCAGGCGGGAUCGAGAGGUUUGAUCGUCGACGGCGUUUCCUUCGACAUCCCAAGCGACGGCAUGCUCGUUUUGUUAGGAGAAGCCGCUCGCGCGUGGCACCCAAAACGACACGAUCGCGUUAGCACUACGAAUAGCCUAUUAGACGAGAUCAAAAUCCCAACUCACGCUGUCGCUUUGGAAAGAGGCGAAACGAGAGCCUGGUUUGGUCGAAUGAUUCUGCCAAACUUGAGCGACGAGCAUCCGGACUUGAACGUCAAUUUGAACUUUGGCGAAUGGUUGAAUGGUGCGAGAGCGCUCGUGAAUGGAAUAAACGGAAUUGAAGAUGUAAAAGAAACGAGUGGAUCCUCUUCUGACGUAAUAGAUUACGUCUCCGCGGCAUGCGAUGGAUUACCGACGACUACUACGGACGACGAAUCGAGAUCGCGUGUUCCGCAAAGACGAAUAUUGGCCGACGACGGCUCGUGCGCGGAAGGUACCAUUUACUGCUGGCUCAGCUGCCAACCGAUUCCAACAGGGUGUGACGCUUCCACGGCUAAAUGUCAAGAGUCUGGCACGGAAAAAAUUUGGCCGGACGAUUUCGGCGCCAACGGUGCGGAGGCGCACUGCGACAGUUGUGCUCCAGCCUGUCCAGCCGUUCCAAAUGAAAGCUCUGGUGGUCAGUGCAACUCGAAUAUCCCUCCAACAACUAUGUUUAUGGAUGGGUUCUCGUCCGGAACGGACGCAAAUCAACCGUGCGUCGCGUUCUUCUUCGAGUCGUGGUCGUUGAAAACGCCCGCUUUGGUUUUCGCCGCUUGUCUAUUUACCAUCUUCCUAGGCAUGUCCAUCGAACUCUGCGCCAAGUUGCGUCGCAAAGUUCGGGGCGGGGGAGGCGCAGGUUCAGGAAAAUCAACUCGACCUAUCGACCGGACGACAACGUUGUUGACGCUUCUCUUAUACGCGUUUCAAGUGACCGCCGGUUACCUCCUCAUGCUCGUCUCCAUGACGUACCACGUCCCGUUAUUCUUCUGCGUCGUCCUCGGUCUCACGUUGGGCCACGCCAUUUUUUCCGUCUACAGCUCCGACGGUGGAGGCAAAAUCACCGCAGGCACGACGGCGUGCUGCGCAGAAGCCCGCGACGACGCCGACGACACCAACGAAUCCGACCGUAGCAAUUCCUUAGAGCGCGAAAUAUUACGCGACAGCGGAACGAGCACCUCGCCGACGGAGAGCGACGGAAGCGCUCGCGUGUAG
Bathycoccus prasinos is the source of this 2019-nucleotide messenger RNA. RefSeq names its product copper transporter family. The transcript has a single exon. The record is from RefSeq and is a predicted model, not a curated record. Gene Ontology annotation, cellular component: membrane. The coding region runs from base 1 to 2019 and encodes 672 amino acids. Gene Ontology annotation, molecular function: copper ion transmembrane transporter activity. NCBI's taxonomy places the organism in Eukaryota, Viridiplantae, Chlorophyta, Mamiellophyceae, Mamiellales, Bathycoccaceae. Gene Ontology annotation, biological process: copper ion transmembrane transport.